Messenger RNA from Owenia fusiformis, 2204 nucleotides. The record is from the annotation of a GenBank genome assembly. NCBI's taxonomy places the organism in Eukaryota, Metazoa, Annelida, Polychaeta, Sabellida, Oweniidae.
GUACGAGUGAACAUGUUUUUCCAUUCGUACACUUAAACUGCAGGUUAAACCUACAUGUACAAAUGGAUGAAUAGUCGCAUAUACACAGUGUAUUAAAUUGGAUUUAUUUCACCUUAACUCAGCUACGAACGAUAUUAGAAUUACUGGAUAUAAACACAAAACGUAAAUACAGUGGGAGGCUGAAAACUAAAAUUUCAAAUGAUUUUCUCAUGCUUUUUUCUGGAGUAGCGCCAUUUGCCGAGGAUUUAUCAACCCCAGGGUCAACGCGUUCAACCAAGGUUGAGGAAAAGACGUUCACCAGCUGCUGGUACAUUUGGAUUUAUACGAUGUGCCAAUUUCCUACUUAAUAAGUGGUAUUGUCAUAUGGGCCGUAUCAGCCAGUGUUAAGUUAAUGGAAAUAAAAUACCCGAGACUGGAUUUUGUUAAAUAUUGAUCAUAUAGGUUUUUGGAUGCAGACAUUAUUACAUACAUGUACAGUAUAUAGCAUUGUUUUGAAAAGAAACCGGUAUUAACAACAGUUGACAAAAUCAACUUACAACAAUCUAGGAAGUUCUUUAAACAAGGCAACAUGAGUUUUUCCCCUCGCUUUGGUCGCGCAACAGGAAUGCAUAGAGACACUGCGAUGUUGGAGACAGAUGCCUCGGAUGAUAAAACUAAAACAACGGCGUCGCUGAGUCAAGAGACUUUGAAAACUGACCGUCCAUCGGGCCUACCUCAUUUUGGAAACGACGGAAUAACGUCGCCCAGUCGUCCAAGGGUCUCGUCAACUGGCUCAGGAUCAUCGUCGGUGGCUGGUAUUCUUGCCAGAGCUAGUGUUGAUAUUGUGACAGCAAGAACUCACCACCGACCUUGCAGGGCGGAAUUCGAUACUUUCUCCUGCCCCGAGACACAACCUCAUCCCGUUGAUUUCACCCUCGAUGACCCGGAUGUAGAUAGCAUCGAGGUCACGGAAUUUGCAGACGAUGUAGAUAGUCCCGAUGAAAAAGAUGGUGCAGAGAGAAGUGCGGCGGAGAUUGAGGAUAUCCCAAUGGUAGAGGCAAUGCGUCGGGAAUCUGUGAUAGAACGUGACGAGAGACAACGUAUAACACCAUGUACCUCACCACCGUAUCAUUGGAUCUGCCGUCUCGAAAUCGAAACACAGCGAGGAGGCAGAUAUGUCGGGACAGGAUGGUUUUGUAACAUCCUCAGUGGCAAAUCGGCCAUCUUGACAUGCGCCCACAAUCUUUACGUGCACGAUCAGGGUGGAUGGGCGGAACAGAUACGCGUUUAUCCCGGGAGAGAUGGCUCUACCACACCGUUUGGUUAUUUUACAGUAACUAAAUCCUAUCUACGUGUGCCUUAUAACUGGGAGAAUGCUUCUAGAGGGCGACCCAGUGACGACUAUGGGGUGAUUUUUCUCCCACCCCGCAUCCAGAGUAAGAUGCCAGGAGGCUAUGGUUUCCCAUUUAGGGUCAUGUCGGAUUCGGCUCUACGUGACAGAAUCAUCACCGUCUGCGGCUACCCAGGUACAAGCAGGAAAAUCCCUAGAUCAACGAUGUGGAUCGCGGGCGGGAAAAUCAAAUCAUCAGACUACAAAACGUUCCAUUAUGAGAAUGAUACGGAGGGUGGGCAAAGCGGGAGCCCCGUGUGGACAUGGGACACGUGGAAUUGGAUGGCCAUUGGAAUACACGGCUACGGAAGUGACAAUAGGAACUCUGCGCGAAGAAUAACAGUAGAUAUGGUGAAAACAGUUCGAGCUUGGGGAGAUGAGACUAUCCUUUAACAACCAACAAAGAGGACCAUAGAAACGCCGUUCCAAUGUUGGAAUAGACAUUCAAGAAAUGAUUGCAAAUUGUAGAUCUUUUCAUUGGUUGACAAAUUAACAAGAUGCCAUUUUUAAACUUGCAAAUUGAUAUCUAAUAAUGCUCAAUCAGUAAUCAGAGUCACGUGUGGCGAGGACUCUAGGUGAGGACCAAAAUAGUGUGACAUUUAACUCAUGCAUGAUUGCUCACCAGUAUUAGAGGAGGAAUAUCGCAUAUAGAAUUUAUUGCUAAUAUUGCACAUUAUGCAUUUAUUUCAACCAGUGAUAAUUUAUAUUUUGUUUUAUACUGUAGUUUAAGUUAUUUUUACAUUGGGCUUGCAAUGUUUUAAGACAUAGGAAUUUAUCUUUUUAAGAUCUUAAAUGAAAAUCCCCCAAUCCCAAUAUCAAUUUAAUAUUUGGAAUG